AUGUAUAAUCUUGGCUGGGGACUUGCAGUGAGCAAUGCACUGGCCUCCAAUGUGCUCCAACAGGGGAAAGAAUGGAACUCCUGCAAGACAGUAAAAUGGACUGAUUCCCCACAGAACGCUGCAGGUAAAACUUCAAUCACUGACAAUAGAACCCAGGGAGUAUUUUCUGUGACGAGGAGGCUGGAGAAGGGGGGUGUAGACAGGUACUGGUGUUACACUUUUGUGACAGAUACAUCAAGUCUGUCAACAGAAAGUGCCUUUACUGGCUUGGUGGGAGGAUCUGUCAGUGUCCCCUGCCACUAUGACGUGAAGUACAGAGACCAUGUGAAGUACUGGUGUAAAGGCUAUCAAUGGACAUAUUGUGACAUUUUGAAACAAACCGACUCUCCCCAUACUGCUAGUGAUAAAAUAUCAAUCAGUGAUGAUAGAACUGGAGGAGUGUUCAUUGUAACUAUGAGAAGACUGGAGAAGAAGGAUGCAGCCUGGUACUGGUGUGCUAUCAAACUGGGAGGCACAAAAGAAAAUGAUCAAUACUUGUAUCUGUACCUAACAGUUACGGAGGAUACAUCAAGUCUGUCAACAGAAAGUGCCUUUACUGGCUUGGUGGGAGGAUCUGUCAGUGUCCCCUGCCACUAUGACGUGAAGUACAGAGACCAUGUGAAGUACUGGUGUAAAGGCUAUCAAUGGACAUAUUGUGACAUUUUGAAACAAACCGACUCUCCCCAUACUGCUAGUGAUAAAAUAUCAAUCAGUGAUGAUAGAACUGGAGGAGUGUUCAUUGUAACUAUGAGAAGACUGGAGAAGAAGGAUGCAGCCUGGUACUGGUGUGCUAUCAAACUGGGAGGCACAAAAGAAAAUGAUCAAUACUUUUAUCUGUACCUAACAGUUACGGAGGGAACCCCUGCCCUGUCUGUCAUAAGUAACUUGAUAACGGGAAGUGAAGGAGGAUCAGCCAGUGUCUCCUGUCAAUAUGCUCAGUCCUACACAAUGCAUGUAAAAUACUUGUGCAGAGGGAGAAAAUGGGACUCUUGUAAGAGACUAAUACAAACUGACACUCCCCAGACAGGAGAAGAGAAGGUAUCAAUCAGUGAUGAUCAUGCUAAGCUCCCCAGAUUCUUUACUGUGACAGUGAGGAGGCUGGAGAAGAAGGAUGCAGGCUGGUACUGGUGUGCUGUACAGAAAGGAGGGGCUGCUGAAAAGAUUCCACUGUACCUCACAGUUACUGAUGAUGAAUCAACCACCAAACUGAAAACAUGGACCCAAAAUACAACCGCCAUACCGCCAGAUAAUACCCCAGGAAAGACCACUGGAUCCAUUACACAAAGACCCGAAACUACCAGCAGGGUACUUGGUUUGUGUACUCGUGACACGCUCUUUGGAAAUUUGUUGAGGGCAAACAAUUUAAAUCAUUUCAUUUUCUUUUUAGGUAAAGUGAGAAAGGUGUCUCAGCAAGAGAAUGUUGACCAGAGAGUGGACAGCUCCACUCCUACAGGACAACUUGCGGGGGAAAAAAUCACCUACACUGCCGUGUUGUUUCAGAAGAAAAAGCAAACCACGAGAAAAGAAAAGCCCUAUCAGAUACCUGGAGAGGCCACUAUGUACGCCACACUGGCAUUCCAGAAAAGGGAUUCACCUGCAGGAGAUACGCCUUCUGACGCUGCCUCCCCUCUCUAUGCAGCUGUUGUUAAAAGACCCAACCGCCCCUGAGAAGUGCUUCCAGACUGUCUUGCAUCAAUAAACCUGUACAAUGCUAACUUGAUAAUACAAAAAAGAUGAAAACUGAUAAUCCACACAUUCUAGGACUUACACACUUGUGGAAUUUAAAACAGAAUUGCAAAUGGCGGCAACAUUUUAAAAAAUUGCCUAAACACACAAAAAACCCAGAAAAAUAUGGCAAUGACCAUAAGUAUUUCGUUUUGGAAAACUGCAAAGGAAAGAAAGUACAAAUGUGGAAAUACUGUCAAGUAACAGUGUGACAGAAAAAAAAAUGUCCAAGCAUUCUGGAAAUAAACCGAAAACAAUAACUUCAUACAGUAUAUAAAAAGCGAAAGCCCCGGGGGGGGGGGG
This is a messenger RNA of Polyodon spathula (Mississippi paddlefish), 2067 nucleotides long. Its product is annotated as polymeric immunoglobulin receptor-like. The record is from RefSeq and is a predicted model, not a curated record. Lineage: Eukaryota; Metazoa; Chordata; Actinopteri; Acipenseriformes; Polyodontidae.